Oncorhynchus nerka (sockeye salmon) is the source of this 2217-nucleotide messenger RNA. RefSeq names its product mediator complex subunit 6 (gene med6). Gene Ontology annotation, biological process: regulation of transcription by RNA polymerase II. NCBI's taxonomy places the organism in Eukaryota, Metazoa, Chordata, Actinopteri, Salmoniformes, Salmonidae. Gene Ontology annotation, cellular component: core mediator complex; mediator complex. Bases 85 to 840 code for a protein of 251 amino acids. The transcript has 8 exons. Gene Ontology annotation, molecular function: transcription coactivator activity. The record is from RefSeq and is a predicted model, not a curated record.
UUAGACCUGACCUGGCGUCACGCUGCUGAUUACGUCAUCCGCCGGCGACAGACGCUUCUGUGCGACAUUUGUUUACAGGACACGAUGGCGUCGGUGGAUUUGAGAGACAACAACCUCCUGGGGAUAUCGUGGGUUGAUAGUGGCUGGGUGCCCAUCCUCAACCCUGGCAAUGUGCUGGACUAUUUCUCAGAGAGGAGUAAUCCGUUCUACGACCGCACCUGUAACAACGAGGUGGUGAAGAUGCAGCGGCUCACUCUGGAACAUCUCAAUCAGAUGGUUGGAGUGGAGUACAUUCUCCUUCAUGCCCAGGAGCCCAUCCUCUACAUCAUCAGGAAACAGCAGAGACAGUCUCCUACUCAGGUCAUCCCUUUGUCUGACUACUACAUUAUAGCUGGGGUGGUGUAUCAGGCUCCUGAUCUGGGAACAGUUAUUGGCUCCAGAGUGCUGUCUGCUGUCCACGGUGUCCAGUCUGCCUUUGAUGAGGCCAUGUCGUACUGUCGCUAUCACCCAUCUAAAGGAUACUGGUGGCACUUCAAAGACCAGGAGGAGAGAGAUGCCAAAGCCAAGCCGAAGUCAAAGAAGAAAGAGGAACCCAGUUCCCUGUUCCAGAGGCAACGUGUUGACACACUUCUACUCGAUUUGAGGUCCAAGUUUCCUCCAAUGUUUUAUCAGCCUAAGCCUGGUGAGAAGCCCAUCCCAGUGGAGGUGAAGAAGGAGACUGAACCCCCUGUAGAGCUGGUGAAACAGGAAGAGAGAGAGAGAGAGCCAGCCACCAAGACCUCUGCUCCAGCUCCCCCUAGCAGCAAACCACCUCCAGAGAAACGGGCCAGGCUACAGUGAUGACCGAUGGCCACUCCUGUAUAUAUUUCUGAUUAUGUCCAUCCUUCAAAGAAAAUAAUAAUGUCCAUUCUCACAUUGGCAAGGCACACUGAAAGGACAUAUGGGACAGGUACAACCCUACCUUUUGUUAAUUCCUCUUGGCCUUCGUCAUGAUGUCCAUUCUCACAUUGGCAAGGCACACUGAAAGGACAUAUGGGACAGGUUCAACCCUACCUUUUGUUAAUUCCUCUUGGCCUUCGUCAUGAUGUCCAUUCUCACAUUGGCAAGGCACACUGAAAGGACAUAUGGGACAGGUACAACCCUACCUUUUGUUAAUUCCUCUUGGCCUUCGUCAUGAUGUCCAUUCUCACAUUGGCAAGGCACACUGAAAGGACAUAUGGGACAGGUACAACCCUACCUUUUGUUAAUUCCUCUUGGCCUUCGUCAUGAUGUCCAUUCUCACAUUGGCAAGGCACACUGAAAGGACAUAUGGGACAGGUUCAACCCUACCUUUUGUUAAUUCCUCUUGGCCUUCGUCAUGAUGUCCAUUCUCACAUUGGCAAGGCACACUGAAAGGACAUAUGGGACAGGUUCAACCCUACCUUUUGUUCAUUCCUCUUGGCCUUCGUCAUGAUGUCCAUUCUCACAUUGGCAAGGCACACUGAAAGGACAUAUGGGGUUCAACUCUAUCUGACUGAACAAUAAGGAAGUGGUUUGUGUCUGAUGGAAGGUGUGUGGAAAUGGACCGACAUCCCAGUUUCCAGACCUAACAGACCAUAACAACCCAUCAUCCUGUUUCUGAAGGGCUUGGAAUGGCAUUAGGCAAAUGAAUAGUCACAAAUAGCAUCCUAAUUGCCUACAUAGUGCACUACUUUUGACCAGGGCCCUAAUAGGCCCUAGUCAAAAGUAGUGCAUUAUAUAGGGAAUAGGGUGCCAUUUGGGAUGCUGGCAUGAGCAGACGAAAUGAGUUGUCUGUCCCAGUACCAGACCUCAUGGGACAUUCCAUCCAUGUUCUAGAACUGUCUAGUUACUGACAACAUGUACAUCUUACUAUCGCCCCAAGACUUCUCUCUGUGAUGACGCUAGAGGUGAGAGGUUAAGGACCCGAGUGGAUUUACAAUUUGCAGUUUUUUUGAGGGUAACAUGGAAACCGUGAGAUCACCGGUAAAUCUCUAUGCACUGUUGACAUCAGCAGUAUCUUACUCAGUCGUGACUGUGGGGAGAUUUGUUUUUUGGGGGCGUUAUCUCUGAAACAUAAAUACACAUCCACACGAUACAUUUUUUCAAUAUGUAAUUGUUUUUUUUCCACGUCAAGUGAUCCUGAAUCCAUUGUCUGUUUUCAUUGGAGAAAAAAAAAAUGUUUCAUGCUUUUCUGAAUAUAAUAAUUUUCAAAAAUUC